Messenger RNA from Pomacea canaliculata, 1292 nucleotides. RefSeq lists its product as uncharacterized. The transcript has 4 exons. Bases 240 to 1292 code for a protein of 350 amino acids. NCBI's taxonomy places the organism in Eukaryota, Metazoa, Mollusca, Gastropoda, Architaenioglossa, Ampullariidae. The record is from RefSeq and is a predicted model, not a curated record.
UCGCAGAUAUUUAUGAUUUAUUAUGUAAAAGUGUUUGUGCUAUCACGAUUCUGUGUGAAGCGUAUAGUAUGUUGUGAUAUGUCUUACUAGGAUUGACUAGAACAGUUACAAAACAUGAAACAGUUACAGACACCUGCAGGUUUUCAAAAUAUUUCCUUCUUCGGUCCUAUUAUUAGUUUAAACAAGCUUCCUUGUCACCUUCCCUACAUGGCACUCAAAAUGGCAUUGUCACAAAACCAAUGACUCGCAGCAUGAACACACAUUGUGGAAUGAGCUUUAUACUUCUAUUAGUCGUCCUCUUGAAAAAAGGCGUAUUUACGUUCACAUGUGGCUAUGCACACUACAAUCAAGAUAGGACUGAAUAUGAAAAUGUUUUUACAAAAAUCAGUCACGUGAUCAAUACUUCAAGAGAAUCAGACUUCACUAUUAACUUUGAGCUGUGUGAAAAUAAUACUUUGUCAAAUGGGUGCAAGUUUGUUUGGAAGAGUGAACUUAGCCAGCAGCACGUCAGAAGCUUGCGAACAAGAAAUGAAACCCGUUGUUCUUGGGAGCAUCGCAUCGUUAGCGAACACGUGCACAUGUUUGAGAUACAAAUUUCUCAACUGGUUAAGCGGGCUUUAAGUCUGAUGAAGCUCUCCAUAACCAAAAAAGGUUCGAGAGAAGAAAUUUUGAAGACAAUACAUAUCAACGUCUUGUACCCGCCGAAAGUCACAAGUUUGUUUGUGGGAGGAGAAGAGGUUUUGAAUACCCACCUUAUUGAGGAAGGUCUGCAGACUAAUAUUACUUGCUUAUUCGACAAGGGAAACCCUCCUGUUAUCUUCCGUUUCCGUGACAGCAAUGGGAAGGAAUUUGCUAAAAGUGAAGAUCAUCUCAGCCAUACUAUUUCAGUAGGAUGUCAAGAUGACUGGCCCACACUUCACUGUGAAGGAAGUCGCUCAGAGGAGAAUAAAUCUGUAUCUUUUCUUGUCAGGUGUCCUCCUCGGUUCCUUGAUCUCUCAAAGAAAAUCAUCGACACUGCUCUGCUAGAGGCGACAUCACUUCUUGUCCAGGCUUACACGGCAACUCACAGUGGAUGUCUCUUAAUAUCCAUGGCUGUAAAUAAUAACAACUCAAUGAAAGUAAACUGUACCCUCAGUGGUAACCCACCUGCUCUUCACUUACAGCUGCACCUUGGCAAGGAAAUCAGUGUGAGGCAAGGAGAUUGGAUGCUGGUUCUUCAAACUGAAGAAGGUUCUGCAAAUACAACAUUGAGCGUCACUGAAUCAUCAAGUAGGUAUACUUGUCAGAUUUAA